This is a messenger RNA of Hemibagrus wyckioides, 1299 nucleotides long. It is a transcript of the gene vamp5, whose product is annotated as vesicle-associated membrane protein 5. Gene Ontology annotation, cellular component: plasma membrane. Bases 218 to 514 code for a protein of 98 amino acids. NCBI's taxonomy places the organism in Eukaryota, Metazoa, Chordata, Actinopteri, Siluriformes, Bagridae. The transcript has 3 exons. The record is from RefSeq and is a predicted model, not a curated record. Gene Ontology annotation, biological process: Golgi to plasma membrane protein transport.
CUUUAAAAACCAAACACAGAGCACUGAGCUCAGAGAACCUAGUGGGAGGCCAGAGCUUUCUUUCUUACUCUCUCUCUUUCUCUCUGCCUCUCUCUCUCUCACACACACACACACACACCGAAGGAAAGAAAAGACGUCAGGAGCAGAGCAGCUGGAGGUCUUUCAGAUGUUCUUUAGAAGAUACCAGUGACACGAGUACAGAGACAAAGACAGCAACAUGGAGAACGGGCGAAGCCGGCUACAGCAGGCUCAGCAGGAUGUGGAGGAGGUUCGAGAGAUCAUGUUGGAUAAUUUGAACAAGGCCAACGAGAGGGAGGGGAAACUGGGAGACUUGGAAAACAGAGCUGACCAGUUACUGGAACAGAGCAAGGUUUUUUCCAAAACGGCAAACCAAGUGAAGCAAAAGAAGCAGUGGGAGAACAUAAAGAUGAAGGUGAUCCUGGCCAUCAUCGUCGGAGUCGUGGUGAUGGUGGUCAUUGUUACGGCCGUCAGCCUGACAGUUGGUUCCGGUUGACCGGGAGACGAAUGGCUUCAUUUUGGCAGGUUGCUCAGGAACUCACUUAGUCGGGUCAUUUGAUAAACGCGGGCAUCGGGAGUCAUGCUAAAGCGUCGUAUUUGUCCUGUGCUAAAACCUCAAAGGAUCUAAAGGUACUUGAUGUCUUUGCUUCCAUUUCUACAUAUGUAACAUCUGUAACUGGCCUCUGUGACACAUCAAACAUGAAUAGUUAACCAAACAGACGUGUGGAGGAACCGGUGGAUCUGGACAUUGAGCUGAAAGUGAAAGUGAAGAACCUUUGCAGCUUUUCCGCUGAAUGUCGAUGCUGGUCAUGCGGUUACUCUUCAAACUGAGGAAUAAAGACUUCUGGAUUUGGUGUGUCGCUGUGUGGGAUCAGUAACCUUACAGAAUCUCUUAGAAAAUAAAGGUUCCCUGUAUCAACCAGCCAUUUUUUGCCAUCACAGGUCUACCGUCAGCGGAUCUUCAUCACAUCAGUCUUAUAGUCUGUUAAAGAACACGAUCUGGUUCAGUCUGUCCAACACUGAUUUUUAAAAGCUUUAAGGAAAACCAUCCAACCAUUCAAAAGAACCAUCAGGGAACCUUUUUUUUCUAAGACUGCAAGCACAUUAUAAUUAUGGUAUCAGUAUUAUAUAUAAAUAUUAUAGGUUUUUUGUCUGUAGAAGUUAGUAAACCUCCAAAAACUGCCAUUCUUGUUAUUCAUCACUGGAAACAUUACAGUAUCUGAUGUGUCUGAUUAUGGUUGUCUGAAAUUCAUGCUGCUAAUAAAAAGCAUAUUUUAUCAA